Neurospora tetraspora is the source of this 1704-nucleotide messenger RNA. RefSeq lists its product as uncharacterized. The coding region runs from base 1 to 1704 and encodes 567 amino acids. NCBI's taxonomy places the organism in Eukaryota, Fungi, Ascomycota, Sordariomycetes, Sordariales, Sordariaceae. The transcript is spliced from 4 exons. The record is from RefSeq and is a predicted model, not a curated record. Gene Ontology annotation, biological process: regulation of transcription by RNA polymerase II. Gene Ontology annotation, cellular component: nucleus.
AUGGAUAAUUCUUUAGGGAAGUGCAGAUGGAUAUCGGACUAUAAGGAAGAGAUAUCAGCCCACUUCAACGACCCCCCUGCUGCGGAUCAACCUAGCGUAAACAAGCCAUCUCCGGACCAACCGGCUAAGGACAAACAAUACUGGGAAACUCCUAAGCCUAAGCCUUUCGAGUGUACGGAGCCUGGCUGCGGCUGGAAGUUUAAUAUAGAAAGACACCUCACCAACCAUACCAAUACCGUACAUAAGAACUCGGAGCUUUUCAAGUGUACGGUGCCUGGCUGCCCCAAGACAUAUAAGGAUGAACGUUCAGUCACCAGGCAUAUCAACACCGAACAUGAGAACUUGAGGUUCGAAUGUAAGGUCUGCGGCGAUAAGGUUACAACCGAAAAAAUCCUCGCCGAUCAUAUCAAGCGCACACAUGAGAAUUUGAGGCCUUUCAACUGUACGGUGCCUGGCUGCAAAAGUAAGCCAUUUGCAACGGAGAAGGAUCUUCGCGAGCAUAACCGAGGGGUACAUGGUGUGAGGGUCGAGUGCACGCUCUGCGGCCAGACAUUUGCAAGAAAGAAGCACCUCACCGGGCAUAUGGUGAGGAAACAUCCUGAGGACAAGUUGAAGUGUGAGGUGCCUGGCUGCAGAAGUAAGGCAUUUGCAACAGAGAGUGAACUUACCGAACAUACCAAGCGCAUACAUGAGAAAUACAACUGUACGGUGCCUGGCUGCGAAGAUUGUCUCGAGGAAGGUGCAUGCUUCAACCCAGAUUUCGUCACCACUUACGUCGCUGGCUGCACAGACAAAGAGUACCAAGAUCCCAUCUGCCCCCAAAAGUUUUAUGAUGCCACCGUCUGGUCCGGCCUUAUCUACUGUGACGGUGACAAAAAGUGGAUGCCGUGCAUCCAGAACAACGACUAUCCGGAUUACAUCACAAAAAACCCAGCCAAAUGCGACAAGGACAAAGUCUGUCCCAACACCGACGUCUCUCCUGCACUCUCAACCUUCACUGCCAGCGUUAUAUCCAACGUCGUCAAGCUUCCUGAGGAUCUGGACAAGAGCAGCCUCAACUGGCUCGUAUCCGACCCAUCCUCGGUAUACCACACGCCCAGCACCACUUCGACCCCAACAAUCACUUCCUCUCUGGAUUCAGCAAGCUCCCAGGCAACCUCCACGGCUGGCACGGGUUCUUCCACGUCUACUCCAUCUGCUGUCCCACCUGGACCAAUAGCAACUUCCUCGACUGAUGACUCCUCGAAUCUCAGCACCGGUGCCAUCGUGGGCAUCUCUUUAACUGGUUUUUGCGCCAUUUUGGUACUGGUUGGCCUUGCCAUCUUCUUCAUAGUCCGCCGACGAAGAGCAGAGGAUGAUCACAGCCCGUCUGGUACCGACGGGUCUGCAAACACGGCCGAUGAUGUGCUAGGAAAGGAGUCCAAGUCGCCAAUCUCGCCAGGGGGAAACUCGCAAGAUCUCCAUGCGUCCCCGAAUAUCAGUGAACUCGACCCCCAGACCGACCGUCCAUGGUCUCUGCGUUCAGAGUUACACGGAAACACGGUAUCACCCUCGGCCUUCUCUCCAGCAACCACAAGUCAUGCCUCGUUCCAGCCAUCCCCGCUGAUAUCCGAGGCUUCGGAAGGUCAGGGCUAUGCUAUGGGACAUACAUACAAACCGUACGGUGGGGAUCAUCUCCAGCACAUCAACGAGUUGCCUGGUUAG